Molecule: messenger RNA, 1534 nt
Organism: Tachysurus fulvidraco (yellow catfish)
Lineage: Eukaryota; Metazoa; Chordata; Actinopteri; Siluriformes; Bagridae
Gene: kazald3
Product: Kazal-type serine peptidase inhibitor domain 3
Exons: 5
Coding region: 622-1488 (288 amino acids)
Biological process (GO): regulation of cell growth; regulation of signal transduction
Cellular component (GO): extracellular region
Molecular function (GO): insulin-like growth factor binding
Source: RefSeq, a predicted model, not a curated record
AGUGUGGAAACUCGGAACGUCGUCGUCCAGGAUCUCGAUCUUCUUGCCUGUGAAUUUGGGAUUCUCAUACAGCAUGAUCUUGUGCUCCUGGCUGUCCUGAACACAGGCAGGUUGGAAAAAAGUGGUGUGAAGAACAUUAACGUGAGGAAAACGUCUGCGCUCGUGCGCGAAUGUGGAGAUUAGUUACCACUUUAAUGGGGCGGAAGGCGGAGAUGCAGUCGCUGCGUCGGCUGUUAGUCCAAGCGUCCCAGCGAGGAUACUCGCCCUUAUCCAAUGGUUUGGAUGCUCAAAAAGGUCUCAGGUAGAGCAGGAGGAGAUACAGAGGAGACACAGAGGAGACACAGAGGAGACACAGAGGGGGUUCCUGACACUCUGCCUCUCCCUGCGCUCAGUCUGCCCCUUUUCCCUUCUUCCCGUUCACUUCUCUUUGCGCUCUCAGUACAUUUUGUUUUUGUUUACUAUGCACGUGAGACGGAGGGACACCGACACGUCGUCUAAGCGUCAGCUCGGUUUGAACCACACGCGUCCGCCCCUUUAGGAGAGAUUUUAUUCUUCCUGUCUUCUUAAAAGCAUUUUCUCCUUUUUGUGGUUUGUGUUUUUUUUAUCAGCAUUUGGAGCAAAAUGCUGCUACUUAUUGUUCUUCUUACACUGAGUUUUACACCUGGGGAAAGUUUUCCGUCCUAUAAAUACGACGACAUGGAGGACGCCUUUGAUUAUUACGCAGCCACGGAGGAGCUGGAGGAGAGAAACGCGAGCGCGUGCGAGCGGUGCGUCCCGGAGACGUGUCCACCGGCGCAGGGCUGCAGCGCGGGGCUCGUGCGCGACUCGUGCGGCUGCUGCUUCGAGUGCGGAAACCUGGAGGGACAGCCGUGUGACCCCGGGGACAGAAACGUCUACUACGGUCUCUGUGGAGAGGAAAUGGUGUGUAAGACCGAGGCGUCUCAGGCGGCCGACGGAGAGCCGCAGUGCGUUUGCGCGUCUCAGGAACCUCUGUGCGGAUCCGACCAUCAGACUUACAUGAAUGUCUGCAAAUUCAAAGAAGCAGCUUUCUCCAAACCGGGACUGAGCUCGCGCGUCGGGCCGUGCAGGACCGUUCCUGUCAUCAAAGUCCCGCCGCGUAACUUGGUGAACGUGACCGGCAGCAGUGCUGUGUUUUUGUGCGAGGUCUUCGCCUUUCCUAUGGCGCUGGUGGAAUGGAGGAAAGAGGGAAAGGAGGUUGUUUUGCCUGGAGACGAUCCUCACGUUUCUGUGCAGUCCAGAGGAGGACCUCAGAAGUAUGAGCUCUCUAGCUGGCUGCAGAUCGAGGAUGCGACUCGGGCGGAUUCGGGGACCUACAGAUGCAUUGCCAGGAAUGACUUGGGUAACGUCUCGGUCACGGCAGUGCUGGGGAUCCUGCCACCAGAUGAGAUGUCUGCCUAUUUAGAGGAAAGCAUGAAAGAGAUGAUGGGAUAUGAUCCGAUCAGAGACUACGAUGGAGAAUACUAUUGAACCGCUUUAAGCCUGAAAUGUACAGCUGAAGAAAAAAAAAAAAAAA